GCAAAUACAGACACUCUUAUUCCAGACGUCGGAUCGGUUGCACGUGUUACGCGCAGUUGGCUCUUCGUCUUUGUAGGUUUUUGACUGUUUCCCGCUCAACAAAAAAAUAUAUAAGAAGUAAUUUAAUGAAACAAAAUAUUAAGAAUUAUUCUGCAAUGAUUAGGCAAAGCAAUAGACGACAACAACAGCAACAAAACACAGAUAAUACAAUAAAUGUUUACCAAAAAUAAGUUGAAAAAUCUAUCGGGGACUUACUUAAAUCAAAUAGAGCGUACCAAAAAGAAGAAAGUGAUUCAAAUAAAGAAAAAAUCAAACGUGUGUUUUUUUUUUUAAACUGAAAUCGCUAAAAAUAAGCGAAAAAUUCUAGACAUCAAAUCGCAGCAAGGCAGCAGCAGCAGCAGCAAACCUUCGCCGCGUCGAGUAAAAGUGAACGUGAAGUGAAGCCACGCAGCGCGUCAAAUACCGUUACAACUACUAGACAAUUGGUUAGCGCCGUCGAUUGCGUUCGUGCGAGGUGUGAGUUGUGCGAAAGCUGAAAAGGAAAGCCGAAGGAGAGCAAUAAAUCCAUCAGCGUAUCGUAAAUGAAUUUUAAAGUUCCAAGAGGCGAAAUUAAAAGGAAUUGCAAAUUACUCAUAGACGCGCAAAUCGACGUACAAGAUUUUCGUGUGAUUUUUCUUUUUUUUUUUUCGUUCCUGCUAGCAGUGAGCUUUGACAAUUCACACAGUUACCAUUUUAUGCGUGUGUUUUGUUCAAUCAUAUUUGGCUUGGCCGAUCAAGAAUAUUGCUGAAAAGAAGAAGCAACAAUUAACGAAUUGGAUUACAAUUUUCAUUGCAUUUACUACUACUGGACGGACACACACACAUACGUGUAGCGGAGUUUUUGCAGCUGGAUACUGUGCUACUGUGCUACUGUGCUACUGUUCUAGAAUAGAGCAGACACACCCCAAACUCCGGACGUAAUUUGUGAAUAGAAGGGGAAGAGAAGAAGGUGGCCAAAAUGACGACCGUUACCAGCGGCAUUUGCAUAAGCAGCGAUUUCGACUACUUGGACAUGGAACUCAGCGACCUGAUGGAACUCAACAUUAACUACAGGCUGCCCAGCAUACAGAAUGACGUGGAGAGGAUCGCCGCCGAGCACUCCCACCUGAACAGCUUCGCGCUGUUCGACGACACAGACUUCAAGCCGGAGAUUCGCAACGGCGACUGUAUGUGGCCCACCUUCGGCAGCUCCGGCACACACGGCGCCAGCGGCAGCGGCGGCAACAACGUUUCGGCCGCGUCCAGCUACAGUGAGAGCAGCGCCGUGCCGCCAGCCUUCGUCAGCGGCAGCGCACUGUGCAUCAAGCAGGAGCUGGAGGAUGAGGAGCAGCUUGAGCAGACACAGCACCAGGAACUGGACCUAGAUCAGCAUCACGAUCUCGACCAGGACCACGACAAUGACAGCAACAGCGAGAACUGCCCCCACAAUAGCAACAGCCACAGCAGCAAGAGAAUGAGGAUGAACAGUUGCAGGUCAACUGGCGGCAGCAGCAAGUCCGCUGCGGCGGCGACAGUAACGCCCACGAUUCAGAUACCCAGUCGGGCGACACAGCGGGAACCCACUAUCGAGCCGUAUAUACCGCCUGGUGGCUCGCUGCUGCGCAAAAGCAACACGCAGCACAAGCUGCAGCAGCAGCAACAGCAACAGCAGCAACAGCAGCAACAGCAACAGAAGCUGCAUCAGAAGGCGCAGCAGCAGCGCUACAGCUGUUUGAUAACAAGCAGCAACAGCCUGCCGGAUGACGAACCCAUGCCGGAGGUGUUCAAGCACAACGUGGACCUGCGCGCCUGUGUGAUGGGCAGCAACAAUAUUUCACUGAGGAGCACCUCCGACGAGAACAUCAUCGACCACCUGAGCCGGGAGCUGCAGAACACGAGCAAGGAGCGCAUCGACCUGCCUUACCGCAUCCAGGGCGAUCCGCCCAUCAUCACGGACGUGCUGGAGGUGCUCAACCAGCAGGCGCAGCAGUCGGGCCGCUCGGCAGCAGAGGCGGUGGCGGCGGCUGCGGCAGCUGCCGCAACACUGUCCCCCCCGGCCACAACGACCACCAGCUCGGACUCCGAGUCGGACUACGGCGAUUGCUCCAUGCGCCACAUCAGCGAUCACAGCUACACGCGCUGCAACGAGGUGGAGGCCAACCUGGACACGCCCUCAGACUCUGAUGAGGAAAUCGACGUUGUCUCGCUGAACGAUAAGAAGUUGCCGACGAAUCCAUCGGACCGCGAUCGACGCGUCCUCCAGACAAAGGUGGCCAACAAAAUCUCGAGCGACAAUCGCAUCGUGGCCCACCGCUCGUCCAGGCGCUAUGAGCUGCCCUAUACGCCGGCUAGCAGCAGUCCCGUUAAGUCUGUGGCCAACUCUCGCUACCCGUCGCCCUCGAGCACGCCCUACCAGGGCGCAGGCGCAGUGCCAGCCACCUACUCGCCCGAGAGCAGCAGCAGCAGCGACUGCUUAAGUCCGCCCUGCGUCAUUGGCGUGGCGCCCCUCGGCAAGAAGAAUCGCAAGCGCUUCUACAUGCCCGACUGCAAUGAGUUCUUGCUGGCGGCGGCCAAGCGUCAGCCACGUUCCUAUUUGCUCUCCAAACAGCGCCCCCGGAAGCGUGGAAAAUUCAGUUCAAACGGCUUCGAUGCCAAGGACGUCCGCAGCGUCAUGUCGAAUGGCAGCAACUGCCCCAGCCUUAGCACCAUCACCAGCAGCAACAGCAGCCACAGCAGCCACAGCAACGUCAGCAGCAGCAGUAGCAGUAGCAACAGCAGCAGCAGCAGCAUUCACAGCCACAUCCACAUCCAUAGCAUCAACAGCAACGUCCUGAAACGUCAUCUGAGCGUCGAUGAGGCGGAUACGAUUGAGAAGCGUAAUCUGCAUAACGAUAUGGAGCGCCAGCGUCGCAUUGGACUUAAGAAUCUGUUCGAGGCACUCAAGACGCAAAUACCCAACAUCAGGGACAAGGAGCGUGCGCCCAAGGUCAACAUCUUGAGGGAGGCGGCCAGGCUCUGCGAGCAGCUGACCAGCGAGGAGCGGGACCUGAACGUCAAGCGUCAGCUGUUGAAGGCUAAGCUCAAGCAGCAGCAGGAGCUGUUGGCGCGUCUGCGCAUGAGUCUGAGUAAGAAUGCCGCUGAAUGAUGAUAGCCUUAAGAGAGUAAGAGAAAGAAGAGGAGCAAAUGUGGGGGAGGGAGAGAGAGGAAUGGAAGCAAGUGCGGGUAAGAUAGGACUACAAGUGAAGAACGUGUUUGCAAGCAAUCCAUGUUUAGCGGUAACUAUCGAUAGACCGAUAGAUUAAUGAAUCGGUAACGACGACAGUUUGAGACCGAUGUAGAGAGGGACAGAUAGGAAGAGAGAGAGAGUAGGCGCAAACUGACUAGGUUUUUUUUUUUUUUUUUUUUUUUUUUUUUAUGUGUAAUUUGACGUAGGCUCAGAUAAGCAUUUUUUGAACUUCAAUAUCAGAUUUUAGUAUUAGCCAGUAGAGCGUAUGAUCGAUCGAUCGAACUGUCUCGAUAUUGAUGAGAGAUAACAACAGAUAACAAUGAUAAUAAUUACCAUAACGAUAAUGAUGACGAUGCAGUCAGAUAGUCAGAUAGAUGAUUGCUUUUCUACCGACAUUAUCUACUGCUUCGGAUGCUACAAAUAAUACAUAACAAACGAUCGUCGAAUAGUAUAUUUAAACAAAAGCAAAUAUAUAUAUUCGUUUAUAUAAUAAAUAUAAACAUCCUUGAGCUUUCAGCUUUGGCUUUAUAUAUUGCUAUAUUUAUAUAUGUUAUAUAUGCUAUAUAUAUAUAUUUUCUUAUAUAACUAUAACAUAGUGAUUUAAAUUGGAUUUCUUUCAUGUGAUAUUUUUGAUUUGAUUUUGAAGUGAAACAAAAUGCAAGUUGGAAGCAAAAACUAUAAACUAUAAUGUUUCUAUUGAACGUAGAACUAUGAAAGGGGAAUUUCAAAUGGAAACAAAACAACUUCAUAUUCUCUUUUCUUUUGUUUUUUAUAAUAUUUUUAUUUUGUAUUUUGUUUAAUU
This is a messenger RNA of Drosophila mojavensis, 4046 nucleotides long. RefSeq names its product myc protein (gene Myc). Gene Ontology annotation, molecular function: DNA-binding transcription factor activity, RNA polymerase II-specific; protein dimerization activity; RNA polymerase II cis-regulatory region sequence-specific DNA binding. The transcript is spliced from 3 exons. Gene Ontology annotation, biological process: regulation of transcription by RNA polymerase II. The coding region runs from base 998 to 3163 and encodes 721 amino acids. NCBI's taxonomy places the organism in Eukaryota, Metazoa, Arthropoda, Insecta, Diptera, Drosophilidae. The record is from RefSeq and is a predicted model, not a curated record.